Cuscuta epithymum is the source of this 11813-nucleotide messenger RNA. The record is from the annotation of a GenBank genome assembly. NCBI's taxonomy places the organism in Eukaryota, Viridiplantae, Streptophyta, Magnoliopsida, Solanales, Convolvulaceae.
CGAUAAUGGAAGGGUGGACAAACCAAGUAGAUUGUGGACUAGCGAGCACGUGAGAACUGAGAACCCUCUCCGAACAUGUGUUGAUGGCAUUCCGUCACUAUACCGUUCGUUCUUUUCCGGCGUGGCACUGCCGGCGAUAUAUCUCGUCGAACCCUUCUACCUCAUACUCAUCCAAAGUCCUCCUUCUUUGGAAGCCCGACGGCACUGAAUCCGACAAAUUCGUAACAGUUCAGCUAUUCUCCUGGGGACGCGGCGCCUCAGGCCAACUAGGUGGCGGCAUUGAAGAAAUCCGCAUAUGCCCCGCUCCCGUUGCAUCCCUAUCACUCCCCUCUACUUUCCGGUUAUCUUCACCCGUUCCCGGACGUCUUCCUUCCGCUAAUCCGCUUCCUGCUCUUCCAGAGAACGAGGGAGAAGUUCCCGUCGAAGUAGGUAUUUCAUGCGGGAUAUUCCAUUCGUCAUUGAUAGUGGAUGGGAAUCUAUGGAUAUGGGGCAAAGGAGAUGGCGGCAGACUUGGAUUUGGCCACGAGAACUCAGUCUUCGUGCCCACUAUGAACCCUAUUUUGGGAUCUCUCCGGAGUGUCGCACUUGGCGGUCUGCAUUCUGUCGCCCUAAACGUCCAUGGCCAGGUCUUCACUUGGGGGUAUGGCGGUUUUGGGGCCCUUGGACAUUCUGUGUAUACCAGAGAGCUGUUUCCUAGAUUAGUGGAGGCUUCUUGGGAUGGGGAAAUAAGUCACAUUGCAACAAGUGGAACACACACUGCUGCUAUCACGAAAUCUGGUGAACUCUAUACAUGGGGAAGAGAUGAAGGGGAUGGACGAUUGGGGUUUGGUCCUCAGCGAGGGCCAAAUGAAGCUGGCGGUCUAAGCAUCCCUUCAAAAGUGGAAGCACUUCCGGUGAGAGUAGCUGCUGUUUCAUGUGGUGGGUUCUUCACAAUGGCACUGACUGAAGAUGGCAAACUCUGGAACUGGGGAGCUAACUCUAACUAUGAGCUUGGAAGAGGGGAGAAAGGCAGUGGCUGGAAGCCGCAACCAAAUCAUACUCUCAAAGAUGUCAGUAUAGUUCAAAUAGCUACUGGUGGAUAUCACUCUCUUGCUUUGACAGAUAAGGGAGAAGUCUUUUCAUGGGGGUAUGGUGGCCAUGGUCAGUUAGGCCAUUCUUCUCUCCAAAAUGAGAAAGUUCCUUCCAAAAUUGAGGCUUUGUCUGAUGAAAAGGUAACCUUUAUAUCUUGUGGCGGUUCAUCAUCGGCAGCGGUAACAGAGGAUGGGAAAUUGUACAUGUGGGGAAAUGCAAAAGAUUGUCAACUAGGAGUUCCUGGCCUGCCAGAGAUACAGUCAUCUCCUGUUGAAGUUAAGUUUCUUGUUGACGACGAUGGACUGGAAUGUCAUCGUGUUCUUUCAGUAUCUAUCGGCGCUUCUCAUUCCAUGUGCCUCAUUUCUAGAUAAAGCCUUGCUCAAGUAUGCUAUGGGGUGCUGCUUUUGAGAAAGGACAGCUCCAAUUCCCUUAUCUGAAGCAUCGGUUUCUAUCACAAAAGGAUGUUGGAAGUCAGGUAGAGCCAACACUGGUGCUUCACUCAUAGCCUUUUUAAGCUGCAUAAAGGCCUGUUCAGCAUCUUCAUUCCAUGUAAAAGCAUUCUUUUUUAACAAGCAGGAUAUCUGUAUGGUCUGACAUUAAUGGGAGUGGUUCCAGGUUUGAGAUGGAUCUUAUGGUCAUGCUCUCUAUGCGGAGGUAGCUGUUUUGGUUCUUCAAAUAUAUCAGCAUAUGAGUUAAGUAACUACUCUAACUCUUUUUGUUGAUUUUCAAUUUCUGUUGCACUGACAGAGGGGUCCUUCUGAAUGUCGUGAGUGCUUUUCACUUGAAUAACUAAUAGCUGUCCACUCCAAUUGCCUUUUUCCUUCUGCAUUUCUUUUAGGCUUUGAAUACCAUUCAUCCAACAUAAGCUGCUCUUCUUACUUCCUCUUAGAACCACUCUUCUCCCCAAGUAGUUGAAUUCCAUAGUUAGUUCUUGGAAAUUCCAAAUGAUUUGUCCAAGAGAGGAUAGCCACUGAAUUCCGAGAACCAUUUCACAACUCCCUAGUGGAACCAGCAUAGUGUCAGCAACAAAUUCUUGGCCAUGCAAGUUCCAUUUGAAUUUCUGACAAACUUGAUCUGUGAGUAUCUUUUCUCCAUUGGCUACUGAUACUUCUAAAGGGUAGGAUUUAGAAAUCCUACAUCCCAACUUCUUAGCUGUGUGAAUGUCUAAGAAAUUGUGGGUACUACCGGAGUCAAUCAGAAUGUGUAAAUCCUUGCCUUUGACUUUCCCCACUACCCUCAUGGUAUGAAAACUCUGAUGGCCAGAUAAGGCAUUGAAAGAUAUCAGGGGUUGUUCCUCUUCUUCAGUUGAAUAUCUCAGAGAACUAGACUCUGUGUUGUUCUCAUCUUCAGUUUCUGCUUCUUCCAUAGGUUCUGUACUUCCAUCUUCUAGAAGGGGCAAUAUGUGAAUCUUAUAUAUUUGUGCUUUGCAAGUAUGUCCCGGAACAUAGGUUUCAUCACAAUGAAAGCACAAAUUUCUCCUUCUUCUUUCUUCAAUAUCUAAAGAAGUUAAGGACUUCCUUUUCGGAUCCAUAUUGCUUCUGCCUUGAAAAUUUACAGGUUUAGGUAAUAACCCUACUUGUUUGGUUGGAAUUCCAGGUACAGAUCUAUACCCUUGCUUAGCUUGAUUUUCUCCCAUUCUGAAUGUAGCUCUGUUAGCAUAGUUUCUUCCUACUUUUCUCAAUGCUUCCAAACUAUUUUCUUGCAAUCUGGCAUAUUCCAUUGCUUGCAACAGAGUUCUUGGUUUAAAUGCCUUAACAAAAUGUUUUAUAGUAGGGUUAAGACCCCCUAUAAAACUGUCCAAGAAAAAUUCAUCUGGCAAGAUCUCGUUUCUUUGCAACAUCAGACCCUUGAGACUCUCAAACUUAUCCAUAUAAUCAUCUAGAGAGUUAAUUUGUUGCAGUUUAUUGAAAUCUUCUACCACAGAUCCACCCAUUUCUUCAUUAAACCUGGCGCAGAUAUCAAGAACAAACUGCUCCCAUACAAUGUUUUUGUGCACAGAUACAUAUCCAUUAAACCAUGCCUCAGCUCUUCCAGUUAAGUAUAAGGAGGCUAGGUCAACCUUCUGAUUAUGCUCAACUUUACACAAAUCAAAAUAUCUAACACAUUUUUGGAUCCAACUUCUCGGACAUUCUCCAUUGAAAAGAGGAAACUCAAUCUUAGGGGAAAAUCCAAGAGUUCUCGAAUGAUUACCCCAAUUACCGUUCACAGCUGCAUGUUCUGGGAUAGAAUGAUUGUGAAUUGAGUGAUUGGAAUGAGCUGAGUGAUCAUCCUCUCCGUUUACUUUUUUCUGUAAUAAGAGUAGCAUCGCAUCCAAUUUCUGUUGUGUUUCAGCAAAUUUGAGUUCAUUUCUGCGGUUCUGUUCUUCUAAUUGUCGUUCCAAUCCAGCCACCUUAUCCUCCAUGAUUACUGAAAGAGAAGCUACCGUCAAUUUCUUCGCCAGAGUUUCUGCGUCAGAGUUUGCUCUAUGUAAUGACGGAAGUGAAUUUGAUCUUCAAAUCUCUGAUACCAAUUGCUAUAUUCAAGGAAUUGAUUCGAUGAAUUAGCUAGAGUUGUAGGAAUUCUAAAGAAAGAAAUAGAAUUCGAACAAAGAGUAAACAGAUUGCAGAGCAUAGAAAAGAAGAUAUCGUAUUAUUCAAGCUAUCCAAAACGUACAUUCUGGGCUUAUUUAUACACAGUGUUUAACCGCCCCCAUCUAACGGUUCAACUAAUCGGUCAACUACAAUUAACUAACAGCCCCAAUACCCGUUAAGGGUUAUACAUCUGCCAUGUAGCUACAAUCUACCCAUGGCCUGCCACGUGGAUAGCUAUAUACAACUCAUAACAGAUUUUGGGAGAGGCACACAUGGUGUUGAGCUGAGGGGAGCGGGGAGGGGUAAUUUUUUGUUGUGAGCUUUAUAUAGGAUCUACUGGUAGUCAUGGACCCGGAACCGGCCCGGGUAGGCAGCGAUUCCGCGCCGGGUUCGGCCGGUUCAUGUUAUUAUUUUUUUUAAUUUUCUUUUGCUUUCCUAAUUAACCCCCGAUCCCCCCCCCUCACCCCCCCAAACCCCCACCCCCCCAACCCCCCAAAAAACCCAGACCAACCCGAGAAAAACCAAAAAAAUUGAAAAAAAAAGAAAGAAAUAGGCGAGGCUGGUUCCACUUCUAGGAGGUUCGAGUCCGCCCCAUUUAACUCCCGGUUCGGGUGGCCCGGACCGGUCCUAUGACCGGGUACUGGGCCCAAACAGUACCGGUUCCGGGCCUGGCGGCCCGACCCGAGUCCAUGACUAUGUACUGGUGGGUAUUAAAAUGUGUACCUAGAGCAAAUAUGAUUUUUUGGGCUUUAGAAUGUGUACAAAGAGUAAAUUUGUUGCUAGAUUUGUUUCCUUGAUUCAUUCCAUUCGGUGAUGAUAAGAAAGUCGCCAACUCAAAUGAUGACUUUCAUAACUAGGGUAAAUUCCAAUAGUAUUUUGAGAAAUUAUUUUUAACCUAACAAUAUUUUGGGGAUUAUUUAUUUAAAUAGCAUUAUUUUUAGGAAAAACUCUAAUACUUCCUUGGUAUUUAUUAGUUGUGAUAUUUUUCUUUUUGAAAGUUUCAAAGUAAUUGUAACAUUUUCAUUUUACAUAAUAAAAACUAAUCAAAGUUACACAAGACCCUUGCUUCAAUUUAAUAUUGUGUAUGACAUAUUUAAUAUGUUGCCCUUCAUAUAUAUAAAUAUUAUUUCAUUACUUCCACUAGAAAGUAAAAUGGCUCACUAAACUGUUUGCGCUUCUUUGUUAUGAAGCAGCAGUCAGUCCAUGCAAUUUUGAACGCGAUUUUCAUUAUGGGUCAUUCCGAAACAGUCUCUCUGUGCUUUAGUGCAGGGGUAAGACUGCGUACACCCGACCCCCCUUACCCCACCGUAGGUGAGAGCCUUUGCGGCACUAGGUUAAAUGAAAAUGAAAUGAAAUGACUUCCACCGGAAAGCAAAGCAACUGAAAAUGAGUGACAGUCCAUUAAAAGCUGAAAAGGGUAGAUUAGAAUUGGCACUGGUCGAUUGAAUGGAACUUGCCCUCCAUUGGAUCGUGACAAAUGCACCCUGAUACUUACCUAAGGUGCCGGUCACACCCAAUAGUCACAACUCACAAGUCCAGAUCUAAUCUUAUUUUAUUUUCAUUCAUUUACUCUCAUUCACUCAUCCGUCCACUCCUUUUGCCAUGGACGGAUCCUUAAGCUAACCGCAACCAUCCGCGUCAAUAAAUUUAAUAUCUCACCAAUUUAUAAGUAUUCAUUUUGUCAAUUCAGUUAUUCCCUGCAAAAUAAUAUAAGAAUUAAUGAAAGAUAAAAGAAUUAAUGAUUAAACAAGUGUUGUUAAAUUGAAAUAUAAUAUUUUUUUGGUGAAAGAAAACUUAUAUUAAUAUAUGAAAUUUUAUCAAUCUGGAACUUGAAAGAUGAAAUGUAUUGAUAUAAGAUCCGAAUGAUGAAAAAUUAUUAAUUUAGGAUUUGAAUGAUUGAAAACUAUUAAUCUAGCACAUAAAUUGUCUUGGAUUUUAUAAAUCUUUUGAUUUUAAAAAAAAUUAAAUAUUAUUUAGUUUUAUUAAAAUAACAAACUUUUGUCAAAAAAAGUUUAUAAAAAAUUAGCAAUAAAAUUGAUAAGAAAAAUUAAAUAAACCAAAACCUAUGAAAUGUUAGAUCCUAUAUCGAUAAUUUUUUAUCAUUCGGGUUCCACAUUGAUACAUUUCAUCUAUCGGGUCUUAGAUUGAUAAUGUAUCUAUAUUUCAGGUUCUGAAUUGAUAAAUUUUCUUAAGAAUAGGCCCAGUUGCACAAGGCAGCCAGGACAAAACAAGGCUUAGUUCGUGUCGAAUGGCGUGACUAAGCGAGAGUUAAAAUAUGUUGCGAGGUCAACAAGGCUUAGGUUAUGUUGAACAGGUGACUAAGCGAAAAAAAUGAAAAAAAAAAUGUUGCGCAGCUAACAAGAUUUAGUUCUUGCCGAACAGCGCGACUAAGUAUGAUUUAGAAUAUGUUGCGAAGUCAACAAGGCUUAGGUCAUGUCGAACGGCAUGACUAAGCGAAAUUGAAGUAAGUUGAGAAGUCACCAACGUUUAGGUCAUGACGAACGACGCUACGAUGCAACAAGUUUUGGAUCUUUCUGAACGGCGCAACUAAACAAGGCACAAGAAAAUGAAAAAUUUGUCAAGUACAAAAACAAACACAAGGAAACAAACAGUUGGGCAAAAAUUUAUACUCUAUGCGGCGCUGCUGGUCGGGAUUUACAGGAUGAGCAAAAAAUAAAAAGCGGAAAUGUAUUUGCAGGCUAAACUACCUCUUGAUCCCCUUCGAUAUCACCACUGUCUUCAUCCUCUGCUUCGGACUCAGUCAACGGAUUGGGAACCAAGCCUUUGGCAGAAUCCUUAGCUCUUUUCUCAUCUCGAGCCCAUUUCUCGGUCUAAUUGAAGAGGUCUUCGUCUUGGGAGUGAUGCGCCAUGACGAACUGGGAGGGACCGCACUUAUGUAGAAUGGGCAUCACCGCCUUGGGGAUGUGCUGGCAGUCGGCGACAUAAGUACUCUUGGCCAUAACGUUCGACCAACUUUUCCCUAUUAGGGUCUGAUCAGCCAGGUCAUUGCCCCUAUCACAACAUUUAGGCCGAGGGAAUUGAGCAAGAUAUUCCCCGAACGUCUCUGCCAGAUGAGCGCAGGUGUACUCCUUGGCAUCUCUGGUGAACUUCUAAGAAGUCCGAUAAGCAACAAGGGUUGCAGCCAGAAUGGCAGUCACCUCAGGGGGGCGUCCGGGAUGUUGCCCUGGGAAGUCUUGAAGACAACGUGAGCAGCGGUAAGAUCAACGUGCAAUUGUCCUAGCUCUUGGUUAACCUUGGCCUUGACAUCCUCCCAUGCCUUGUUGGUCGUCGCGGCCACCUGCUCUGCUGACGUUCGAGCGUCGCCGUCCUCCUAAGCUUGUUUCUCCCAUGCAACCUUCAGUUGUAGGGCAUAUAAACCGGCAUGCAUAGACAGUUGGGACUCAAGAUACAAUCCUCAAAAUGUAAACUAUUAGAAGGCCUCGAGCGGGGAGAUGUUCAGAGGAAUGGAAGCGGUCGUUGUAUAGAGCGAUGUGGACAAAGUGUUGCAUUGGCGGAUCGUUCAGAAGAUCCUGGCCAUGCAUCCCCUGCGGAGCGGGAUGAGAACCGGCAGAAGACUGAGCUUGCAUAACCCCUUGUUCUUCUUUCUUUUCAUAGAGGCUCCCGCACCGCUUAGGUUCCUUAGCUGAUGAUUGUUCAUAUUUGAAGAUUCGGGCGACAGAGCUGAAAAAAGUAAAACAAAGAUAUUACUACCGGGUGGCCGAAAAACGUGGCAAGUCGUGCAAAGUGAAGGGCAUUUCCCGCAGGAGUAGGUCUUCCCCCUUUCCAACUCAAUGAUUUGUUCCUCCAAGGCCUUGGACACAUGAGGCUCGAAGAACUUUGGGGGAUGACUGUUCCUCCUGGGUAUUAAGUCGUCCGGGACACAGAUGAAGAAGAACCGGUCCUUCCAGCCUUUGAUCAAGGUAUCGUUCUCGAUGAAGAGGCCAGAACCUCCCCUUUGUAAUUGUUGAUAUCGUUCUCAAUCAAGUGUUGUAAUUGUUCUAGAGACUUCAAUAGAACGAGAUCCACUUUGCCUCUAAUUACUUGCUUGUUCUUUUUACUUUGUUGCCUUAAACACUCGCUAAAUAACUCACAUAAUCCAGGCAUUCCGACGAAAGCCAUAAAACAUAGUCAACUCUCCUAAUUUAGCCAUUCAAAUAUUUUUUUCAUUUCCUUUCAAAACAAGAUACAUGUGAUUAAAGGUACAUCAUAGAGCAUCAUCAAUACAAUAAUGUGUACGGUGAAUAUAUAACACAAGAGGGAUUAGGGAUAGACCCAAAAAUUAAACUAAUUGCAUUUUUUCUUUCUUCCCAUGAUCUUAAUUGUAUUCUUAUGAGUGCUUCUUUACAAUUUCAAGAUUUAUAUCUAAAUGUAAACAUUUGAUUGACAUUGUUGACAAAAAGUUACUCAAAACAUACAAAACUACCGAAAGAAAGAUGAACGUCUACACUUUGUUUUUCUAUCUAUUAUCCCAGAUGUCACAUAUGUAUGGUGCAUACUUUUUUAAUAAAAAAUAGAAAUGUCAUCAAUUUCUCUCAUGAGUCAUGACAUAUGUAUUUUAACUAUAUACUCCAAUUCUUUCAAAAAAAACUAUAUACUCCCUCCGUCCCCUUUUAAAUGUCUCGUUUUACCAUAUUGGGAUGUUCCUAUUUAAUUGUCUCAUACCUUAUUUGGUAAAUUUUGUGUGGCUCAAAAUCAUUCUUACUUUAUUCUUACUUUAUCAACUAAUAUCAACCACACAAACUCACUUUUCCUAAAACCCGUGCCACCAUCUCCCGUCCCAUUUAAAAGGGGAUGGGGGAAUAUAAUCUAAUGGAAAAUUCUUGGUGUACACCUUUUUAUACACAUCAGUACACCCCAUUGUCUGUGAGAUUUUUUUUUGUCUGUGAAUGCCAGUUCACAGACAAAACCUAACUUGUUUUGUCUGUGAAAAAUUCCACAGACAAAACAAAUCAGGUUUUGUCUGUGAACUGACAUUUAUAAACAAAAAAACUCUUAAAGACAAUGGGGUGUAUAAAAAGGUGUACAAAAACAAUUUUUGUAAUCUAAUUUGUACUUAUAUAUACACACGAAGUAGGAUUAUGGAGUGCUCCAAGAUUACUUUAAUUAACAGUGAGGGGGGCUGUAUGGAUUGGUAUAUGGAUGAUUUGACAUAUAAUCAACCGUAGCAUUCAACAUCUAACCAGACAAGAACGGCGAAAUUGCAAUUCCGGGUCGGGUGCAUCAUAUUCGGGUUUGAUCGGAUGUGAUCUACUUCUCUUCCAAAUCUAUUCACCGACGGUGAAGACAGGGGAUUCACAGAGAAGGCGAGAGAGUGUCACAUUACAGUCAGGAGCACUGGAGACGGUACAUGAGACCGGCCAGCCUCUGAAGCCGCCGGGGAACGGUCAGAUCCGCUUUCGGUCGCCAUCGGCCGCUGAACUCUUGGACGUGCAGCAUUCCUCCCCGCCUCCUCCGCCACUUCCCUCCGAUCCAAUGGAGAAGUCACUUAAGCGCAACCGCGCCCAACACGACCUCAUACCCGAUGUGAUCCAACGAUACCGCGGAGUUCUCCUUCUCAUCUCUGUUCCUCUACUGCUCAUUACUUUCGUCCUCUUCGUCAUGCCCUCCCGAUCCCCCGCUAAUUCCCUCGGGUCCCUAAAUCGCAAGCUCUCUCCCGACUUUGGAUCUAAGAAGUACGCCGUCAUCUUUGACGCCGGAAGCUCAGGCAGCAGGGUCCACGUCUUCUGUUUCGAUAAGAAUCUGGAUCUGGUUCCUAUCGGCAAUGAUCUAGAGCUUUUUGAACAGUUAAAACCAGGUUUGAGCGCUUACCCCAAGGACCCUAACGCUGCUGCAAACUCACUGUCGUCACUUCUAGAGAAGGCUAAGUCUGUAGUUCCUCUUGAAGCUCAACCCUACACCCCUGUUAGAGUUGGGGCAACUGCUGGUUUGAGGCAGUUGGAAGGCAAUGCACCUGAAAGGAUUCUGCAAGCGGUGAGGAAUUUUCUAAAGAAAAAAAGCAGCUUCAGCUCAAAAUCCGACUCGGUCACUGUUUUGGAUGGAAAUCAGGAAGGUGCUUAUCAGUGGGUGACCAUUAAUUAUUUAUUAGGAAAGUUGGGUAAAAAGUAUUCCAACACCAUUGGAGUAGUUGAUCUGGGAGGCGGAUCUGUGCAAAUGGCCUAUGCUAUCUCAGAGUCAGAUGCUCAAAAGGCACCAAAGGAAUCAAAAGGAGAGGAUACAUAUGUGCGGGAAAUGUACCUCAAAGGAAAAAAGUAUUACCUUUAUGUCCACAGUUAUUUGCACUAUGGUUUGCUUGCUGCUCGAGCUGAAAUUUUGAAGGUCACAGGGAAAUCUGGCAACCCUUGCAUCUUGGAAGGAUACCGUGGCUCAUAUAAAUAUGGAGGAGCAGUUUAUCCAGCUUCACCAUUGCCUGAUGGUUCAAACAUGAAGAGUUGUAGGGAGGCAGUCAUUAAGGCUCUCAAAGUGAAUGGAUCAGCUUGCACACACAUGAAAUGCACUUUUGGAGGGGUGUGGAGUGGCGGUGGGGGUGACGGCCAGAAGAAUCUAUACGUAGCUUCGUUCUUCUUUGACAGAGCUGCUGAGGUAGGAAUCAUUGUUGACCCAAGUGUACCUGUCGCAAAAGUUCGCCCGGUUGAUUUCGAAAGUGCAGCUUCAACCGCAUGUGCAACUGGACUUGAAGAUGCUAAAACCAAAUUUCCUCGUUUCAGUGAAGAAAACUUGCCGUACUUGUGCAUGGAUCUGGCUUAUCAGUUCAGUUUGCUGGUUGAUGGAUUUGGUCUAGAUCCUUAUCAAUACAUCACAUUGGUAAAGAAAGUGAACUACAAAAGUCACCUUGUGGAAGCCGCUUGGCCCCUGGGCAGUGCCAUUGAAGCAGUCUCUUAACUGACAAAAAAGCACUUGUAGCAGUUCCAGCUGAUAGGAUGAAUAUGUUUCCGCUUCCCAUUAUCAGUUUGCUGAUGAUUGUGAAGUCGUGAAGAGAAUUAAAAGUCCAGUGGAAUCGGAGUAGUAUUCACUAGUAAUAAUGAGAUAUGUUUUCUUUGUUGAGGUUCUUCUGAUUUGGUUUAGGUGCAUUCAUUCUUGUAAAGGCCUAUAUAAAGGGAAUCUACCAUUCUUCUACAUAAGCUACAGUAUUUGUUUAUCACUAGUAUUUGUUUUAUUAAAAUACGAUGUUUAUUUUCGUUUUUUCAAAUGCUCAAUUGUUCUAUGGAGUAUUUUGAUAUUUACUCCGCAUAGUUCAAUUAAAAAGUUUGAUAAUCAUUUUUAGCACCAUUAUUAAAGUAUUUAUUUAUAUUUAUAUUUAUAUACUCAACAUAAACCACGAUGUUUUCCAUUAGAUCCAUUAUCCAUAUAUGGCUUUUAGAGAAAACCUGUCGAAUGCAAUUAGCUGUCUGCGUGUUCUUUCAAUUUAAGUAAUUGUGUGUUUAGCGCAAGAUUUUUUAGUGUCUCUAGGGUAGCCAAACUUUAUGGCGUAUCAGGCUAUCAGCCUUACCUCCCAUUUUGUUUCACCAAACGUUACUCUUCUUUUAAACUAGGCCUGGACUCAGUAAAUGAAAGGGGAGGCCCGGAACCGGCCCGGGUAACCCCCGGGUCCAGGCCGGGCCUCGUUUCAAUUUAUAAUGUUUUUUUUGGCUUUUCCUAAUUAACCCUCCUCCCUCACCCCCAAACCACCUCAAAUGGCCCAAAAUACUCAGUCCAACCCAAAAACUUAAAAAAAAUAAAAAUAAAAAAAGGAAAAAAAAUAAAAAUAAAAAAAGGAAAAAAAAAAAUAAAUUGGCCCAGACUGGGCCCAAACCGGCCGGGCCGGUUCACCUUUUGAGGGGCCCGAGCCCGGACCGGAACCCCAGCGGGUCGGGCCUAUCCGGACCGGUCUCUGACUCCCUGGCCAAACAUCUCGAUUUUUAAAACAAAGAGUCCGAAAAAGAAGGAAAUAAAUUAACUCAAACAUCUUGGUUUUUAAGCCAUCGAAAAGAGAAUAAAUGUUUGACUAGCCACCUCUAAGUAGUCAUGGACCCGGCCCGGGACCGGACCGGCCCGCCACUGUGCGGGCCCGGAACCGGCCCGGUUCUCGGGUACGGGUCGGGCCUAGGCCCGGUGGGGGGGGCGGGUCCAGGCUCGGGCCUUGUAUUUGGCGAACCGGCCCGGCCGGGUCGGGCCCGGGUCCGGGCCAAAAACUGU